ACGCAUUCAGUUCUGAAAUUUCGGACUUCCUGAACGAUAUUUGACCGUAAGUCAAAUUUGAUGAGGAGCAUGUCGUUGCGUAUCCUAAAACAAUAUGAAUUGCGGCAAAUGCUCUGCCCGCAUUUUUGGAGUAAGAAUGCUGCCUCUCGCUUAUUGUGCGCAAGCUUUCCUCGACUUUCUCCACGACCAGAGAACACGCUGUCUACUCAAAACAAUGGUUAAACUCACUUGUGGAAUUUCUGUUCUUGGGUUGACUACAUUAGGCGGCGAGCCAACAUACGACGCCAACUUCUUAUCAGCCGUCUCCUUCCGCCGUCUGAGCGCAAGAACGUCACUGAGCUGCACACCUAUGACCCAGCGGUCGCAGGUACGGACAGGGUUGUUGCGCCGCUGCUUGAAGCCAAGGGAGUGUUCUAUGGCGGCGACAGGCAGUGGCGGCACGUUGAUUGGUAUGCGGGCACGAAGACAGAGAGAGCGGUUCAGGCCGUGCUUGAUCUGGGUGGUGUGGUGUCUGACUCGAGUGCUGGAGCGCAUAUCCAGGGCAGUUUCCUGGCGAGAGAAGAUACGGCGAACAAUCAAGUCAUGAUUGGGGGCCAUACGGUUGGGUUCGGAUACUUGAAGAAUACGGCAAUCGAUCAGCACUUCUUGGCGAGGAACAGGCAGUUUGAUCUCUUCGAUAUUAUGAAGGUGUACCCGGCAUUGCUAGGAUUGCUAUUGAUGAGGAUACGGCGCUGAUUGUGAAUAGAACGAUGCGGAGGUGUUUGGGAGUACUUAUACUGCGUUCUAUGAUGGGGAUUUCGGUCGAGGGAAGGGAGUGAGCUGAAGAAUCUGCCGCCGUCUGAGUCAAGGUUAUAUCUCCUCAAGGCUGGCAAUAAGUACGAUCUGGGUUUGAGGAAGGUUGUCGAAGCUGAGACGAUAGUCGAACAGAGCGAAUUGUAGGAGACUAGUGGAACAUUGGC
Molecule: messenger RNA, 959 nt
Organism: Macroventuria anomochaeta
Lineage: Eukaryota; Fungi; Ascomycota; Dothideomycetes; Pleosporales; Didymellaceae
Exons: 1
Coding region: 95-586 (163 amino acids)
Source: RefSeq, a predicted model, not a curated record